Messenger RNA from Lycium barbarum (goji berry), 1821 nucleotides. Its product is annotated as berberine bridge enzyme-like 22. The coding region runs from base 36 to 1628 and encodes 530 amino acids. Gene Ontology annotation, molecular function: oxidoreductase activity; FAD binding. The record is from RefSeq and is a predicted model, not a curated record. The transcript has a single exon. NCBI's taxonomy places the organism in Eukaryota, Viridiplantae, Streptophyta, Magnoliopsida, Solanales, Solanaceae.
UAAAUUCUUUUAGAUAGCAAUUUCCUGCAAAAGAAAUGGGUAGCCUUCAAAUUCUCUCUGUUUUACUCUUUUCACUCUUUUUGGCAAAAUGCAACUCCCAAGAAGACUUUUUCCACUGUCUUACCAAACACUCUAAUAAAAAUAACAUUACCAAAAAUAUUUACACUCCAAAUUCUCCAACUUAUUCAUCCAUCCUAGAAUAUGCUCAAAAAAACCCCAGAUGGUUGAAUUCUUCACAUCCCCAAUUCAUUGUCUCCCCUAGAAAAGAAUCAGAAAUCAAGCCUGUUAUUCGUUGUGCUAAAAAACUAGACUUGCAAAUCAAAAUAAAAAGCGGUGGCCACGACUAUGAAGGCAUAUCUUAUCGCUCUGAAUCCCCGUUUGUUAUGCUUGAUUUAAGCAAUCUUAAUAAAAUCAAGAUUAAUUUAAAUGAAGAAACUGUUUGGGUUCAAGCAGGCGCGACCAUCGGCCAGUUGUACCAUGCAAUUGCCAAUAAAAGUAAAGUGCAUGGAUUUCCAGGCGGAGUCUGCUUCAGUGUUGGCACUGGUGGACUAAUCAGUGGUGGUGGGCUCGGUCCAUUGAUAAGGAAAUAUGGCCUAGCAGCUGAUAAUGUUGUAGAUGCCCGCGUAAUGAAUGUAAAGGGAAAAAUUCUUGAUAGAAAGAAAAUGAAAAAAGAUUUGUUUUGGGCGAUACGAGGAGGUGGAGGAGCAAGUUUCGGUGUUAUUCUAGCAUGGAAACUAAAAUUGGUUCGUGUUCCUGAAAAGGUUACUGUUUUCACAAUUCGUAGAAAGUUAAAGGGUAACCGAGAUCUCCUCCAAAAAUGGCAAAACAUAUCACAUCAACUCCCUGAAGAUUUGUUCAUCAGGGCGAUUAUAAAUGGAGCAGGAAAUGAUACUGAAAAGCAUGUAGAAUUCUAUUUUCAAGCACAAUAUGUUGGGCCCGUUGACGAAUUAAUUCCUCUCCUCAAACAAUACUUCCCUGAGUUUAACUUGGAGCGAAAAGAUUGCUUCGAAGACACUGCUGCUAAUGCAGAGAAAGAAUGCUACGAAGUCCCCUGGAUCGGAUCAGUCUUAUAUUUCUUUUCCAGGAAACCAAAUGCAUCACAUGAAGUUUUAAUAGAAAAAACUAUUCCAAUACAUAAAAAUUAUCUCAAAGGGACAUCUGAUUUUGUGAAGACUCCAAUUCCAGAAAGUGGUUGGGAAAUGAUAGAAAGACUCUUUCUAGAAGAAGAAAGACCCCAGAUGAUUUUGGAGCCAUUUGGUGGGAAAAUGGAUGAAAUCUCAGAAUCUGAAAUUCCUUUCCCUCAUAGAAAGGGGAAUUUGUAUAAUAUUCAGUACUUGGUGAGAUGGGGUGAUAAUAGUGAGAGCAUAUCGAGCAAGAAGAUAGCAUCGAUUAGGAAACUUUACAAGGAAAUGGAGCCAUAUGUUGCAAAAAAUCCAAGAACUGCUUAUCUGAAUUACAGGGACCUCGAUUUUGGGACUAAUAAAAAAGACUACAGUUACUCCAAGGCCAAAAUAUGGGGUGAAAAGUAUUUUAUUGGAAACUUUGAGAGGUUGGCCAAAGUGAAGAGUAAGGUGGAUCCCAACAAUUUCUUCAGAAAUGAACAAAGUAUUCCACCUUAUCAAUUGUGAUACUGAUAUAGCUGAAGAAUACUGGAGUUCAUGCAAGGUUUUAUGUGCAUAUUAAUCACUAAAUAAUAAUAAGAUCCAAGCAGGAUGUUUGAAGUUUUAAAAAAUAAAGACUCCUUUUACUAGAAUUAAGAAAAUCACGGUGACAAUUUUGGUAUAUGUGCUACAAAAGUAUCGUUUUGUCGACUUUAGUACA